Molecule: messenger RNA, 888 nt
Organism: Daldinia vernicosa
Lineage: Eukaryota; Fungi; Ascomycota; Sordariomycetes; Xylariales; Hypoxylaceae
Exons: 1
Coding region: 1-888 (295 amino acids)
Source: RefSeq, a predicted model, not a curated record
AUGCCGCCUCAUUUGCGCAGCGCGUCAGCACGCGCGUACUCAGGAAACCAAAAUGGCGAAUCCUCCAGCAAAGCCACAGCCAAGACCUCGAAGGCUACUGCAACGAAGGGGCGCAAGAGAAAGCCCACCGACUCGCAAUCAUCGAGUAGACCUAAGCGAGGAAGGCGGGCUAAGGCAUCCAACACCCAGGAACCAGAAGAGGUUCCCGACGAGAAACGUAAACCGCGCCUAACAACGCCAGACUUAGAGUUCGACUAUGAUCGUUCUCAGCUGCGCGAUCCGCGUCCCACACCCGGACGUGUAAGGCGACCGCGAUGGGAAGAUUUUGACAUGCCGGAGGGCUUCAAAGAGCGGUUCUAUAUUCCCGAGCCCGAGAAUCCCAAGGGCCGGACCAAAGCUAUACGAGAGUACAAUCGCCGCGAGCAAAAAGAUCUUCUGGACCCCAGAGAAGCGUUCCAUGACUUAUACGUAUGCCUUGAAAAGGGUCCCGAGGGCUCGCCUACUUAUGAUGCCGCCGGCUUCCAGUUGGACUGGGAAAAAGUGGACUCCACGAUGCACGGGUCAUACACUAGGUCGGGAGUAGUAAAUGCGAUGGAGAAUGUCGUAGAUAGAAUGGAGUGCGAGGAGCGCGACAUGUUCAAGAUGUUCUUCGUGGAUGGCAAGCCGCCAGAUGCCGAAUCGACGACAGUCCUCCAAUAUUUGCAAGACCACGUCUCCAAGGAUCUCGGCGUACCUUGGCAUCAGAUUGGCUCUAACUAUCUUGUCGAAUGGGAGAAAAGGGGGUUCCCGAAGCAAAAGGCCGGAAAGUGGUGGCGAGAGCCGAAUGGGAUGGAGGAGCGUAGGAUGAUGAAGAUGGAGUCUGGUGCUUCGUUAAGGAAAGACUUGUAG